UCAAAACAUAGCACUGCGUCAAACAGCAAGGUGUCACAUUCAGAGGUGCCGCAAAAGAAUGGAGAUGCAGCACAGGAGCAGACAAGAAUCCAGUGGGAAAAGGCUCCCAUAGGAGACGCGACAGGAAAAGAAGACAGCGAUUUUGCAAAUGAAAAUUCUGAAGCAGAACAGCUCGACCUGAGGAGUGAAGGGGAAGAGGAUAGCGAUGACAUCAGUGUAGAAGUAGAGGCAAUAGAUCUGCACAGCGACAAUCACGAGGAAUUAGAAGCGACGCAUUUUGAUGGUGAAGAAGACGAGGAGGAACACACAAGCGACAACAUUAGCCACAACACUGAGGACGUGGCGCGACUCGAAACAGAUGCUGAAGAAGAAGGUGCCUCCGGGGAAGACAGUCUGACAAAAGGCAGGGAGAGACCGUUUGCAACUCAG
Amoebophrya sp. A25 is the source of this 429-nucleotide messenger RNA. Lineage: Eukaryota; Dinophyceae; Syndiniales; Amoebophryaceae. The record is from the annotation of a GenBank genome assembly.